Molecule: messenger RNA, 3129 nt
Organism: Glossina fuscipes
Lineage: Eukaryota; Metazoa; Arthropoda; Insecta; Diptera; Glossinidae
Exons: 13
Coding region: 54-2423 (789 amino acids)
Source: RefSeq, a predicted model, not a curated record
GCUUUCAAAUUUUCUUCAAAUCGUGGGACAGAGAUUCCAAAUACAACGAUAGAAUGCCAAAAAUGUAUAAAAGCACCAAGAAUAUGAAAUUAUUUUUCCCAGGACGUCUACUUAUAUUACUUUCUGUAUUUGGGAUAAAACGAUCCAUAUGCAGUGUGUUUGAUUUGCUUGACUACGAAGAAAAUGCGCUGUUCAUAGAGUACAUAAACGAGGACGACCCGUCUGGAAUUAAAGAUUAUAUCAACACACAACAGCUUACAAUAUUUGUGCCACCCGAUGACGAAAUAAGAAAAGCAGGCACUCAUUUUGAGCUUCUCUAUCAUAUAACUAAUUAUGCAUAUACCAAUCAAACUCUUCCGAGUUCUAUUGUUUCACAGUAUCCAGGUGGUGUUAACUUAUAUAUCACCGAAAUUCUAGAUGAAGGUGAUGCCGAAAUUAAACAAAUUUUUGUUAAUACCGCUGAGAUUCAGCUGUCUUUGACAAAAUACACUGAAGUUUAUGUACAAGGAAAUCGAGUACCCCAGACAUUGUUUUAUAUAACUCGUGUACUGCAUCCCCUAGAAAUGAAGGUAAGGGCGGGCUUCAAGGAAGAGAUAUUUAGCGGCGUCCCCGGGAUAUACAAUGAUAUAAAAAUUUUGCUCACCCCAGACGUAAAUGCUUAUCGACUUUUGAUUUUCAGCCAGGAGUAUAAUCUUGGCGCCACGAAUAUAGGAAAAAGGAGGCAACUCUACAAUCAUUUCUUUAAGAAAGAUUUUGCAAAGCCGGGUCUAAAUACAUUCUUUGCGGUUGAGUCAAGAAACAUUAAGUCCAAAGAGAAAGUGACCGACGAAAUAGUGAGGGUUCAAACAGUUGAUGGUAGUAUAUUGAUGCCUCACGCUAUGAAUAGAUAUACGGUACAUGAAUGUAGGUGGCCUGAAGACGACAAUUGGCGGUUGCAGUAUCGCAUCUACCGCGUCGAGGAAGGGGACUUAAAACUCAGAGCAAAAAGGCAGAUUGCAGAAUAUGUGAAUGUAGAUAAACGUGAUGCUAUGGCCCAAGAAAACGAAAAUGAGGCCAGUGGUGAUCGACUACCACCAGAGCCAGCACCGCCAGCGCCAGAACCGCCAGCGUCAACACCGCCAGCGCCAGCAGCGUCAUCGCCAGCAACACCAACAGGAGCAGGAGCAGACAGCGUUAUUGAUAUCAAUGUAACAAGUUUUUUAUGCGUCCUAGGUUUUGAAUACGAGCAGAUAAGCGGUUAUGUCUAUGCAAAAUCUGAAGUAUUAGUUCCCCAUCGGUUUACUAGCAAUUUGACCGGUCUAUCUAUUUAUGAGAUUAAAAAAGGGGACGUACCUGUAAGAAAUGGUGUCGUACAAAUAGUUGAUAAUUUGAUGUGCCGAAUUAAUGAAACCAUAGUGGAUGUUCUAACGCGCCCAAGAAUAAUAAACAUGAAACACUUUGCUCAACUUGGGGAGACUCUUAAUCCUAAAUUGAUGGAAAAGCUAGACAGAUGGGAAUCAGACUUAACUGUAUUUAUUCCAACGAACCAGGCUCUUUCGAGUUCGUUUUUGAGAACUCUUAAACAUGGUGACAAAAAAAUGGAGGAUAUUUAUACUGGGCACAUAGUGGAGGGUUUAUAUGAUUAUAAGAGAAUUAGAAAAGCAUUUUUACCGGAGAAGAAAUUUUCGCUAAAAUCGAUUACUCUAGCAUAUAACAUUGAACUAAAAUUUUUCUUCAUUCCCAAUCCAAACGAUCCGUACAGAGAUAUUGUCGUCAUAGAGUGCCGUGGUCACAAUGCUACUGUGGAAUUGUUUAACAUACGAAAAACGAAUGGCAUGGUUCAUCUAGUAAAUAAUCUUUUAGGAUAUUACGCAGGCACAAUUUAUGAUAAAUUAGCGGACGACGAGUAUGAUCGGUACAGAGAUACUUUAUUUUUGGGCGAAUAUUCAGAUUUCAAUGAAGAAUUAAAAAAACGUGACAAACUCUACACGUACUUUGUUCCAAGCAAAUCGGCCUGGGAUAUGAUAGAAGAGCAAUAUCCUCCAGCUAAAAAGCAUUUGUUCAUGAAAGAAUUCACUUAUCACUCUCGCUAUCUUCUUGAACGUCAUCUUGUAGUUAAUGAUGAAUAUUUUAUGGAUGAUUUAGUGCAAAUGAGUAGAGUAAAAGGCGCACCAAUUAUUUUACCAGCUUUGAAGGGUUUUAUACGCAUUACAGCUAUCAGGAUAGGCGACAAUGAUUACCGUGUAACAUAUAAUUCGUUGGAGGUAAAGAUUCUUCACAGGGAUGUUCAAUGCGCCAACGGCAUUUUUCACGUCGUUGAUAAGCCCUUUUUGGAAAGAGGAGAUCUUACUAAAAUCCGCGAAAUUUCAAAAGGUGAACGUUUGUCGUGUGCAAGCUUCUUCGGAUUGGUGGCUACGAAAAUGCUUUUCUAUGAAUUGUGGUAACUCGUAGAAUUCGACAAACCAAUCCAGCGAAUAGAAUAUGGUGGUGAAAGUAAGACUGGCGGCAUUUGCAGACAAUUACAAUCAUUAAUAAUUGUUAUUGUUUACUGUUUAUUAUUUGUAUUUAAAAAUUGCCUCAUGUUUAAUUUAAAAGAAAUAAAUCUGAUUAUGCUUAUGUUGCCAUAAUGUAUUCGUAUAAUUCAGCCGGAUGCUAUUGCAAUUAAGUAACCGAACGCGUUCACAUGGAAAUAUAGAGAUUAUUAGAAACUAAAACUAGUUAUAGAAAUGUGGUUUACCAAUAUGGUAAGCCCAAGGGCAAAGAGAAGUCGAAGAUAAGCUGCAGGAUACUUAAUGAUGGGCGGUGGUCCACUGUAAUGUUGUUAUUUGCUUUUAUUAUAAUGAAAUAAGUGCUCGGACUAAAAGAAACAAAAGAUGGGCACUACUAGCUAGAAAUUUGUAUAAUACAGUCCCUGUCUAGUACCUGUGAUAAACAUUCUUCCGUUAGCGAAAAUGGAAGUAUCGAAAAUAAGUAAAGGACAUAGCUGCAACGCCCACAUGCCCAUACGAGAAAAAUUUUUAUUUUGAAAAUAUAAAAAAUCAACCGCGCCCAUUGCCUAUUUAUUAUAGAGCGUGAAAUAUAUAGUUAUUGUACUUUUUGGAUCCCGAUCGAAUAUAAUUUUGUUUAAUAAUUUCUUUUUGUUCUUAUAUA